Molecule: messenger RNA, 1475 nt
Organism: Meira miltonrushii
Lineage: Eukaryota; Fungi; Basidiomycota; Exobasidiomycetes; Exobasidiales; Brachybasidiaceae
Exons: 2
Coding region: 185-1366 (393 amino acids)
Biological process (GO): chromatin remodeling
Cellular component (GO): Ino80 complex
Source: RefSeq, a predicted model, not a curated record
ACUGCAUGAGAUCCACUCCAACAGGCGGAUUGCGCUAAAGACUUCCCCUCCUUCUAGAUUCAUUACCAGUUUUGAUUAAUGAGGUACGCCUCCUAGCAAAAUAUCCUCGUUUCUGUUGAUUGCGUACCCAAUACAUCAGAAAUGCCGUCAAAAUCCGCCGCUGGAGAAAGGUAAAAAGAGUACGAUGAAACGCAGUACACGUGGCACACGCGUGAUUGGUGAUAGCGAUGAUGGUGAAAGCGAACAGGAACAAAAAGAGGAGGUGGAAUCAGCUGUAGAUGAGGAAGAAGACGAUGAACAAAUCGAGGAAGAGGAGGAGGAAGAUGACGACGAUGCAGAAGACGACGACGACGAAGCUGACGAACUUGAAGAUGAAGAGGAUGACCAAGAAAUAUCCACAGUAUCACGUUCGAGUAGAUCUUCAAGACGAAAAGGAAAGAAUGCUAAAUCAUCCCCUACAAAAGGAAGAGAUGUACCAACAAGAAGAGCAGCAGCAACUGCAACAAAACGAUCAGCAAAAUCACAAAAAGAAGUUGAUGAAUCGGAUGAAGAUGAAUUGAGCGCAAGUGAAGAAGAUAGUGAACAAAUGCAAGGUACACCAAGUGCUGCUUCAAAAUCAAAACGGAUCACAUUGAGGCUAUCCAAUUCAAAAGGUUCGAAAGGGAACGGCAAAGAUGCAAAAGCCAAAAAGGGAAAGAGCGCAAAGGCAUCCUCUUCUCGCAAUUCACGUGCAUCUUCCAGCAGACGAAAAGAUGAUGAUGACGAUGAUGAGGAAGAAGAGGAAGACGAAGAAGACGAAAUGGAAGAGGAUGUACAGGCAGGCGGUGAAUCAUCAGAAGAUUUCGAGAACGACAAUUCAUUCAUGUCUUUGCCCAAGACUGCACGUCAAUUGGCAAAAGAACGUGCCGCACAAGGAAUUGAAUCACCAGAAAGUGAAACAGUUGAACCAUUGGAUGGACAAAAUGAUGAAGAGACAAACAAACGAAAGUUGACCGAAAACGAACUUGCACUUAAACGAUCAGAAAUGGCGAGAAGGAGAAGAAAUCAAAGUGAGAAAAAGUUGGAAGACGAUAAAAUUGAAACGAUCAAUAGGUUAUUGAAGAAACAAGUUUCGAGAGGCAAACGUGCAGGCGGUGAAGAUGAAGGCUCAGAAGGAGAGAAUGAAGAAGAUGGUGACGGAAAGAAUCCGGAGAAACGUGCAAGACGUCAGCCUACAGCGUUGGAGCGUAAGCAACAGCCAAAACCAUUCUUCCGUUACAUCCAAACGAUUCAUGGUACUUCUUCACUCAGUAUACCCAUAGAAAAAGCGCCAGAGCCAUACAAACAAAAGUAUCAAGAAAUGUUUGGCAUCGCCACUCAGCAAUGAAGACACACACACAUAAGACAAAGUAUAGAGUUGAGUCUUUUUUUGCAUUUCAAAAACAGGAGGAGAAAAAUCACGAGAAAGGAUCCUGCAUCCUUUCCGCUUACAAUGU